AUGGAUGCCAUGACAGCUGCAAGGACUAAAGCCCCGACCGAGAAUUCAAUAGGAACAAUAAUAAUGCAGAAUAGCGAGUGUGGGAACUAUAAUCGGAGUUACCUUUCCAACGUGACGAUGCUGGUGAAAAAUGCUAGAAUGUUCCUGGAGUUUUACCUAAUCAAAGACCUGGUUCCGGGGGUUAUGAUGGAAAUGGAGUUUCUCAUAAAAAUGCAGAACUCCAUGAAGUAUCAGAAGAUUUUCCAGUACUCCCUGGACAUGUGCAAUAUGUUGGCUCUAAAAAGGAACAACAUGUUCAAGAGAUGGUUCGCCACGUUUUUCAAUUCUGGAAAUUUUAAGAAGAAAUGUCCUGUAGAGCCGAACUGCUAUUACUUGAGGAACUAUAACUACAACACACUUUAUAUUCCAAAAUUUCUGUAUGCGGGAAAAUACCGAGUGAAGUUUACCAUGAACCAGUUUAAGGAUUACGUGCUGGACUGCUCUUUUGAAGUAGAAAUAAAGUAA
Molecule: messenger RNA, 504 nt
Organism: Drosophila bipectinata
Lineage: Eukaryota; Metazoa; Arthropoda; Insecta; Diptera; Drosophilidae
Source: RefSeq, a predicted model, not a curated record